GAAAAGUUUUGCUUAAGUUAUCGGGAAAAAAAAUCAAAGCUCAGCCGACUAUUCAAGUUUUUCACCGACUGACAGUCGGUGUUUUGGGGUUCCUCUCAUAAGAUCAGGCAGUCUUUCUUCACUAAACAACAGGUGAGAAAUCCGCCCACAAUGAUCAUACCGAUUGUCGCCGGAGCCAUACUUGGCCUGGCAUUUAACUUCGACACUUACAAAUUGCAACACACCUACAUUUUUGACCCGAACGAUAUUGCUAAAAACCUCCAGAUCAUUCCGAAGACAUUCACUCAAUCUCAAUACCGGUUGAUCCAAUCCUCCUCCGACUCCUCCAACCUGUUGGAUAUCGACGGCGAUCUUUCUCUCAAAGCGAAGAAGGGGGACAUCGAUCUGAGCGGAUAUGGCAAGUACAUGAUGAAGACCGUCAAUCGAGAGAACACAGUCGAAAUGCUCAUCACAGUGUACCAUGAGACGCAAACAGAGACUUUCCCGUCUUACACGAAAGUAAGAACAGACUGGCAGUCCAAACCAUCCAAGAACGUUGGUACUCACUACAUCAGAAGUAUCACUUAUGGUGGUCAGUUAAUAAUUUCCUAUCUACUCAAAGCAAAUAAGGAUGAAUAUAUGGAAGAUAUCAAGGCUGCUGUAACCGCCAACCUCGCCAUUUCUGGAAGCCUCGAUGUAAACGUCACAGGCAGAUUGGAAAAGUUGAGCGAAGAGAUCAAAGACAAGACAACGGUGGCCAUCUCUACUUUCGCCACCACAGGAAUCUUCAAUCCUCCCUCUGACAUCAAGGCUCUUCUGGAUUUGGUGAAUGAAUAUCCGGAACUGGUGAAGAAAGAAGGUGGUGGAAAGGGAGCCCCUCUCAAAGUGGACAUAGUCGAUCUGUCCACUUUAAAUCGGAAUUACACGGCUUUUCUGAAAAAUGCAGCUUUGGAAGGCAUGUUGAAUGAAGCGACGAAUAAAUACGAUGACCUGCGAGUCUCUUGGGACGCAUACAAAGAUUGGGAAUUCAGCACCAGUUGGGAUCCUAAGUGGGAUAAGGAUGUCAAUUCUUACAAUGUUCGACUGAAGAGAGCCAAAGACGCCAUGUCGAAAGCGAUUUCAAAUCUGGAUCCAACAAAAGGUCUGGAACAAUUCGACGAAGCAUUCAAAGUGUAUGGUGAGCAUGGUUUGAACAUCCCAAACAGAUUUGCGAGAGAAUUCAAGAACCUCACACAUCACGUGGAAAACAAGCCAUUCUUCUGGUUUCCCUACACAACUGCAGUCUCCAGCUACGUACAUUGGGGCAGAUUGAACUGCACACUGCCAAGCCCUGAACCGCUCUUUAUCGGCUACGCUGGAACGUCUCCGGUUGACUUUGGCAAUGGAGGAAACAUUGAGUGCCUCCCUGCCGGCAAGCCUAGCCUCGUUCCGAAGAAAGUGAGUUCCACCGUCCUCUCCGAAAUCAACGGACUGCUGUACGAGUUGCCCGACAAGAAAUCUGCACAAACUCUGUGUGCCUUCUGCAAACUGGAAAACGCCACCGUUGCCUACACCAUUUCUGGCCGAACGGAGUGCCCGGAAAAAAUGAAACUCGAGUACUCUGGCUACUUGAUGAGCAGCCGCGAUGCCGGAACGGGAUCGUCCUUCAUCUGCCUGGACAAAGACCCUGAUGGGCAGAUUCCGGCAGGUAACCAGAAGUUUGCAGAUGGCAGUACUGCGGUAUUGUCCCCGGUCUUGACCUUCUGUUCGAGCUGCGAAGAGGAUGAGAAUCUGAAAUACGUUGGCUGCGUAGUGUGCUCGAGAUAAAAUGUCUCUUUUCACA
This is a messenger RNA of Argiope bruennichi, 1801 nucleotides long. RefSeq lists its product as uncharacterized. NCBI's taxonomy places the organism in Eukaryota, Metazoa, Arthropoda, Arachnida, Araneae, Araneidae. The record is from RefSeq and is a predicted model, not a curated record. The transcript has 8 exons. The coding region runs from base 151 to 1785 and encodes 544 amino acids.